Messenger RNA from Lagopus leucura (white-tailed ptarmigan), 3494 nucleotides. RefSeq names its product elastin microfibril interfacer 2 (gene EMILIN2). The transcript has 8 exons. The record is from RefSeq and is a predicted model, not a curated record. The coding region runs from base 1 to 3189 and encodes 1062 amino acids. Gene Ontology annotation, molecular function: protein binding. Lineage: Eukaryota; Metazoa; Chordata; Aves; Galliformes; Phasianidae.
AUGGAGCUGAGCCCCGGGCCCGCUGUGCCCUCGGGCUGGGCGCUGCCGCUGCUCCUCGCCUUGGGCGCCGGGCUCAGCCACGCCACCCCGCACCUGCGCUACUCCCGCCCGGGCUCCCGCAGCAAGAACUGGUGCGCGUACAUCGUGAACAAGAAUGUCAGCUGCUCGGUGCUGGACGGGACCGAGAGCUACGUCCAGGCCCAAUACAAGUGCGCCUGGAACGAGUUUCCCUGCCGACCGACCCCGGUAUACCGAACAAGUUUCAGACCUCGCUACACGGUUGCAUAUAAGACUGUGACAGAGCUAGAAUGGAGAUGCUGUCCUGGGUACAAAGGAGAAGACUGCAGAGAAGGGCCAUCGGAACAGCCUAGGGCAGCUCGUCGGCCCACAACACCAGCAAAAGCUAUUGUGAAGAAAGGCUUGGAUGCUGAACCAACAGAAGUGCCAGAACCUCCACCACAUGAGAAGAAAAUGCAGUUUUUUGAGGAAGAAUUAUUUAGACUUACACGAUCGGUGAUCGAACUUCAGUCCUCCUUGGCACGUGUGAACGAAAAUCUGAAGCUGACUGUUCAAGAAGAUGCCAGUAAGAUGUUGGUCACUUGGUUGAACAACCUUUAUGAUCGCCCAGAGCCUGAUAGUGCAGUUAGUGGUGAAACAGACAGUAUUCAUCUGCCUGGACUCAGCAAUAAAGAUCAGAAGGACCCUUUUCUUGAUUUUGAAGUGGAAGAUCUGAAGUCUGAGCUAGCUGAGGUCAAAGAGGCCUUGAAGAACAGGAAUGAUAAGCUGGAAGAACUGAAUGGUAAAGUAAAAGGCUAUGAAGGACAGUUAAAACAACUGCAGGAGGCAGCACAGGGACCCACAAUAACAAUGCCUAGUGACAAUAUAUAUCGGGAAUAUAUAGACUCAAGAUUUGAGUCCCUCAGACAGGAAUUGCUGGAAGGAUUUGAAAAGAAAAUGGCAGAUCUGAAGAACUCUUGUGAAUACAAACUACAGGAUAUCCAGCAGCAGUGUGAUGACAAUGAAAAUAACUGUUUAGGUAUAAUAGAUGUUAUAAAAGGCAAAGAAAAUGACUUGAAGAAGGAGAUAAAUUCUCUCCGUACUCAGAUUCCAUCAAACCAUUCCAGUUGCUGCAAGGAGAGUGAGAGAAAUGACUUGGACCAGCAGAUAAAAGAUUUAGAUAAGAAGCUUGACAGAGUUGUGGAAGCACACAGGAUCUUGAACGUGAGAAUAGAUAAUGAAAUCAGUCGAUUGUCAACUCCAGAUUUGGAAGACAUGUUUGGUGAGAGGCUGGAGGAGCUAGAUGCAAGGAUGAACAUCACUGAACGAAAUGCUGAAGAGCACUGCUUUUACAUUGAGGAAACUCUCCGAAACACUAUAGCUGUUGAGGCAGAUGAGCUGAGAGAUUUGUUUGACCAAAAACUACGGGCACUAGAAGAUAGGCUGGGUGGCACUAUUUUAGAGAUGGCUAAUACCACAGACCCAGAUGGAAUGUAUAUGAAUCCUGUGCCUAUCAUGCCCAGUGACACUGGGUUUGCAAAUGAGCAAUUUACAGCAGAGAUGAAUCUCUUGAAAAACAAACUGCUGUCCCUUGAACGCCUCUGUGGGCAGAAGUGUCAGUCUGCACCACAAGGUAUGGAGAACCUUCAGAAAGAGCUAGAAAAUUGUAAUAACAAUUACAGUCACUUGCUUAUGAAAACAGAGAACAACUCUGCUCUUCUGCAAUUUUUAAAUAGCUCUCUUAAUGAGAAAAUUAAGGGCAACCAGCGUGACAACCAGAAAAUACAGAGAGAUUUACGUGUACUCCGGUAUAGUCUAAAUGUCAUGGAUAAAGAUGUGAAGAAUAUUCAAGAUGGCUUGAAUAAUUGCAAGGAGCAACUUCUGGGAGUCAACUCAACCUGUAGAAAGACACAAAGAGGUGUCUACCGAAAAAUUGAUCAAAUGCAGAAGACAUUUGCAAAUCAAACCAUUCAUCCUAGUGAUAAUUGCUGCAGUGAAGUGAGAGAGAGACUAGAACAAUUAAAUGACCAAAUCCUGAAUGAUCAUAGCAAGUGUAAAGAAAAGACCCAUGGUAUGCAGGACGGCGUUUCAGAUGUUGAGAGCAGAGUCUCACGUGUUGAAAAGGUUUGUGGCAAGCUGGACUCUGUUUCGGGUAGCUUGCAGAAGAUAAAAGAAGGUCUAGAUAAGCACGUGAGCAGCUUAUGGAACUGCAUACGUGAAAUGAAUGGAACUAUAUCAUCUCAUUCCAAAGAUAUUUCUGGCCUCAAAAAUUCUGUCCAGCGGUUUUAUAGUCAGGUCUCUAAAAUUACCACAGACAUGGAAGGCAUGCUGAAAUCACAGUCUGACACAAGGCGACCAGAAGCACCGCGGCAGGCAGUGCCACCGAGACCUGCGCUGCAGCCCCAGCCUGGCACACCGUUGCUGCCCUCCAGGCCCAGGAUCCAGCCCCCACGGCAGCGGCCCCCGCUGCAGCCGCCGCAGCCCAGGCCUGCACGCCCGGGGCUGCCUGGCUCAGCCCUGACUCCAUUCCUGCCUGGCACGACCGGGAUCAUCCUGGAAACCGGGGAGGCCGGACCUCCUGGCACAGUGCUGAUGUCAGGGAGAGGCCAGCUGAGAAGCGUCGAUGGUCAGGCUGGUCAGAGCACCAUGCCCAUUGCGGAGGGGUACGCUGGAGCACCAGGAUAUCCAAAGUUAUCACCUCCAAACAUAGACUCACAAGGACCUGCUGCUGCUGCGGCCUCUCUGGUGUCCUUUUCAGCUGGGCUCACACAGAAGCCUUUCUCCAGUGACGUUGGCGUCGUUCACUUUAACAAAGUGCUCGUGAAUGAUGGGGAUUUUUACAACCCCAAUACAGGCAUAUUCACAUCACCAUAUGAAGGGCGCUACCUGAUCACGGCUGUGCUGGCUCCAGAGAGGGAUGAGUAUGUUGAAGCAGUGCUGUCCGUCUCCAAUGCAAGUGUUGCUCAGCUGCACACGGCUGGGUACAGAAGGGAACUGCUGGAGUACCACAAACCCUACUCGGGGAAACGGACCUGUGGUGGUCCUGGAACAUUCCACCUUGUUCUUCACCUCAAAGCAGGAGAUGAAGUAAAUGUCGUCGUAACAGGAGGCAAGCUGGCCUACACAGACUCUGACGAAAUGUACUCCACGUUUAGUGGGGUUCUCCUUUAUCCUUCUAUUUCCCAUGUUUAGGCCCACCAUCAAACAGGAGAGAAGGGUAAGAUAUUCUGAAGAAAUUAAGAGUAAUAAAAUUCAAAGCUUUAAUAUAUUCAGUUUAUAUAUUUGAUUUCAGUGAUGAUUUGUCUAUAAUGAAACCUUUUUCUUGUCCUGUUACCAGAGACAGCUACAGCUACAGCCAGUUUCUGUAGCCAAACUACUCUUUCUCCAAGUCUUUGUUUACCUGUACAGACAGAACAGCUGUUAAGCAACAGUUGCAUUCUGAGUUGAUACUUCUCCACUGCGCUCUUAUCCGCUAUAUUAAAUAUCCUUUUCAGUUU